CACAAAAUCUCUUCUUCUUAACCUUCUUACUUUGCAUCUCUUUUUGUCCUUAAAAAUGAAGAAUAUGAAUAUGAAUCUAAACACACUUGCUUUGAUCAUUGCCAUUGCAAUACUUUCUGUGUGCUCUUCAAGCUGCACUGCUGCACGAAUCAACCACUUUAGAAAACUCAAAGCUGCCUCUAAUACUUUCAAUGUAUUAGACUAUGGUGCUAAAGGUGAUGGACAUGUUGAUGACACAAAGGCCUUUGAAGAAGCAUGGGCAGCAGCUUGUAAGGUGGAGGGAUCAACAAUGGUUGUUCCAUCUGGUUCUGUGUUUUUGGUGAAACCAAUCUCUUUCUCAGGUCCUAAUUGUGAGCCAAACAUUGUUUUUCAGUUGGAUGGAAAAAUCAUUGCCCCUACAAGCUCUGCAGCUUGGGGAUCAGGCACCUUGCAAUGGCUUGAAUUCUCAAAGCUUAAUAAGAUUACAAUCAAAGGUAAAGGUGUCAUUGAUGGCCAAGGCUCUGUUUGGUGGAAUGACUCACCCACUUCCAAUCCCACACAAGUGAUGGAGGAAAAAGUUGGAAAACUUCCAAGUACAAAACCAACAGCACUCAGAUUCUAUGGAAGUAAUGGUGUAACAGUCACAGGCAUAACCAUUCAGAACAGUCAACAGACCCAUCUCAAGUUUGACUCUUGCACAAACGUUCAAGUUUUUGAUAUAAAUGUUUCAUCACCUGGUGAUAGCCCCAACACUGAUGGAAUUCACUUACAGAACUCUCAAGAAGUGGUUAUUUAUAGCAGCACACUUGCUUGUGGUGAUGACUGCAUCUCUAUACAAACUGGUUGCUCAGACGUAUAUGUACACAACGUCAAUUGUGGGCCUGGUCAUGGAAUCAGCAUUGGAAGUCUUGGAAGGGAGAACACCAAAGCCUGUGUUAGAAAUGUCACAGUCCGAGAUGUUACUAUCCAAAAUACCCUUACUGGUGUCAGAAUCAAAACAUGGCAGGGUGGCUCUGGCUCAGUCCAAAACAUCAUGUUCUCAAACGUCCAAGUUUCUGGUGUUCAAACUCCAAUCUCCAUUGACCAAUACUAUUGUGACGGUAGCAAGUGCAGGAAUGAGUCAUCAGCUGUGGCAGUUUCAGGCAUACAUUAUGUGAAUGUAAAGGGAACAUACACUAAGGACCCUAUUUAUUUUGCAUGCAGUGAUAGCUUACCUUGCACUGGCAUAACCCUUGACACCAUUCAGCUACAAUCAGCACAAGAAACUCAAAACUCCAAUGUUCCUUUCUGUUGGGAAGCAUACGGGGAGUUGAAGACCAAAACAGUGCCUUCUGUUCAGUGUCUUCAUACAGGCAACCCAUCAAAAGCAGGAACUUCUAACAUUGAUUCUUGCUGAAUUUAUCCACACAAUGUCAGGGAUUAAUUUAUAAUAUAUACAUCAUGGAAAGUUGUUACUUGCUAGUUGUGAUGAUAUCUUGAAAUUAGUUCACAUUCAUGUAAUAUAAUGUUGAAUGUCAUAGAGAAGUGUGUGCCAGAAAGAUGUAGGGGAGAAGAUUUACUAGUCACCAUAUAUAUAUUUAGAUUGAAAAUUUUAAGUGGAAAAAAUGUGUUAGCCAUAUAUGUAUAUCAUUUUUUUUUCCCUUUCAAUUAUAUAUGUCCGUCACAGCCAUAUAUAUAUUCAUUUUA
Messenger RNA from Cajanus cajan (pigeon pea), 1665 nucleotides. Its product is annotated as Pectin lyase-like superfamily protein. Gene Ontology annotation, molecular function: polygalacturonase activity. NCBI's taxonomy places the organism in Eukaryota, Viridiplantae, Streptophyta, Magnoliopsida, Fabales, Fabaceae. Gene Ontology annotation, biological process: carbohydrate metabolic process. The record is from RefSeq and is a predicted model, not a curated record.